Glycine soja is the source of this 1261-nucleotide messenger RNA. Its product is annotated as E3 ubiquitin-protein ligase RHF2A-like. The transcript has 7 exons. The coding region runs from base 764 to 1261 and encodes 165 amino acids. The record is from RefSeq and is a predicted model, not a curated record. NCBI's taxonomy places the organism in Eukaryota, Viridiplantae, Streptophyta, Magnoliopsida, Fabales, Fabaceae.
CACGCGCGCGCGUGCUAUCCACCUCCCUGAAAAAGCUUACUUCUCUUGCCCUCUCGUUGUGCCUCUGCAUCGUUGUCGCCAUCCACCGUGCCGCUCGCCGUACCUCUAUUGUCCCUCCGUCGUCACCGUGGUCGGCUGCCUGGGUUUUUUGGUGGUUCAAGUUCGCUUGGUUCAUCUGUCGUACAUAUGGGUUUUUUGGUUAGUUUCGAAACGAACACGUUGCAAAGCCAAAGCGUAUUUUUUACUUCAGUCAAGUCUUGGCGGAAUCACUUUCAGGUCCGAUUCCUCGUCCCAAACAAUACAAUAACCCAACCCAAGCGAUUCGAUUCAAUAACACAACACGCACAUUGGAUUCCUCGUCCCAAACCCUAAUCCCCAAUUUCGAUUCCAAUUCCAACGAGAUCCCAAGUAACACAGCAGAGCCCUAAAUCCAUGUUCAACUCCCCUGGCCUUUCUCUUGCACUUCAAAGUGAUAUAGAUGGAAAAAGGGAUGUGAACAGAUUAAUGCCCGAGAAUUUCGAGCAGAAUGGUUUGAGAAGGAACCGGGAAGAGGUGCAUGAAAGCAGAUCUGGCAGUGACAACAUGGAUGGUGGUUCUGGUGAUGAUUUUGAUGUUGUCGACAACCCACCAAGGAAAAAACGCUAUCACCGACACACUCAUCAGCUGAUUCAAGAGCUUGAAUCGUUCCGGAAAUGGAAGGCAAGACUGAAAGUCAUAUGACAUCAGCAGCAACCUUUGUGGAAGGGGGUUCAAGAAGCUUGUGAUGAUGCUUGCAGCAUAUGCUUUGAAGAUUUUUGCAAAAGUGAUCCUGCCAUUGUCACUAAUUGCAAGCAUGAGUUCCACCUGUAGUGCAUUCUUGAAUGUAUACUCAACUCAGCCUAGUGCACCACCAUCAGCUGCAGGAGGGGGAAGUGAACCAGCUGCAAUUGCUGUAGGAAGUCCAUCUACCCCACUUACAUUUGAUGGAAAUGAGCAAUCAUCACUACAGCAGAUCCCCUAUGUUCAAACUCGGAGUUCUUCUUUAACUUCUGCCUCUACUGCCGCAACAACAAAUCUUCAAGGAGUUCACUCUAAUGAUAGAAGUUUUGCCUCUCAUUCUUUUCCUGCAAGCCAAGACAGAGCACAUCCAUCAGAACAAUCACUCUCUGAUUCUCUGCGCUCCAGAUUUAAUGCAGUAUCCAUGAGAUACAAAGAAUCAAUUUCGAAGGGCACAAGGGGAUGGAAGGAGAGGCUAAUAUACUCUUAUCUCACAGUAUUUUAA